Molecule: messenger RNA, 4235 nt
Organism: Wasmannia auropunctata (little fire ant)
Lineage: Eukaryota; Metazoa; Arthropoda; Insecta; Hymenoptera; Formicidae
Gene: RunxB
Exons: 7
Coding region: 1237-3087 (616 amino acids)
Biological process (GO): regulation of DNA-templated transcription
Cellular component (GO): nucleus
Molecular function (GO): DNA-binding transcription factor activity, RNA polymerase II-specific; ATP binding; RNA polymerase II cis-regulatory region sequence-specific DNA binding
Source: RefSeq, a predicted model, not a curated record
CGAGGGACACUCGUGGAUAUCGUCCUGCGAUCCUGCGAAGCGGAAAAAUUUCGGAUUGGUGACGGUGUGCGCGAAUGAAUGUAUAUCGCGGAUCGUGAUUGUCGCCGCGAUUGUUGCAAGUUGAAAUCCCAACGUCAGUGUCCACGAAUUUUAGAUUCGUUAUUUGAUAUACAUAUAUACAGAUAAUGCGUUUUCGUGAUUGAUCAAGAUUUCGAUCGACGAGAGAGAGAUACACGUGACGUGCGCGGCCCUCGCCAAAGUUCGGCGAAACUUCGCGCGGUGAGCGCCACGUACGGAAACAUAUGGUUUGAUUUGAAACAGCUUUUCGGCAUAUAUUUCGAUACAAUUUCAGUGAAAAUACAGAGGGAAAAAAGGUGUGUGAGCAUGACGUCAUCAAUUAUGAAGACGGUGUGAAACAGUGUUUUAGACGCGCGCGAUAAAAAAAAAAUGCAUCUCGAUAAAUCUGCUUCUCCGAAACUCUGACUUUCGACUCUCGAUCGGAUUUAAGUGUUUCGAAACGAUCGGGAAGUGCUCCUUGCGAUAAGAAGACGGCGGGCAGAAGGCUCGAUCAAAGAAUCGAGAGAAUACGUAGAAACAAGGGUCGCCAAGAUUGCCGACGAUUCCAAUAAAACGAAUUUUCUCCGCGAGUUGGCAAUCGAGACGAGGAAGAAUUUGCAAACGGAUGCCCCAUGCCUCCGCCCCGCAGGCAGGAUAAUGAAAUAAGGAUCAAAGAAACCUAGGGCCCUCCGCGAGGGCCGAGCGAAGCCGCCGAAAAGUCGCGCGCGUGUCUGUCGAUUCCGAAGAAAACAAAUCCAAUUCUCGCCGGAAGAGGAUAUCGGCGUGCAUCCGUAAUGCGUUCCCCGCUACUGGUGAGACCAACUUGUAACUGUUAUCGAGUGGACUGUUAUCGAGUGGACUGUUAUCGAGUACACUGACCGAUCUCGCACGUCGAACAUAACAAUCAAUUCUAACGGCGGAACCUCCGUUUGGCGGAGUUAAAGGGUUGUUAUUUACUUAAUAAAGUAUAUCACAAACACACAGACGUAUCAUCAAAAGGACCAAGCAUCAUAUCGAAAUUGAUCGUAAGGCUCGAUCUUCUUCGUACGGAAACACGUGUACAAGAUACUUUGUCUAGAAUUCGGAAAAGCAAGAUAAACAAUUGAGCAGCCAAAUCCAUUCGGAAAACUCGCAGGGAAAGGUGCGAUCUCGAUCGAAACAGCCAAUGAUAUCGUUCUCAUGACGAAUCCUUCGCGUGAUGCACGACCCGAGGAUCGGCCUCCUGGUCUAGAUUAUCCCGACCCGAGAUCAGUGCGUGGCAGUCAUCAGGCGCAUCAAGCAGUGAGCCAAAUCGGCGGGCCCAGAAUCCGGAGGACCCGGGCCUCGUCCUCGAGGAGAAGAAUGCACCUGGCCAACGAGGUACCUCCUCAAGGUUCAGCCGGCGGAAAUCAUCUCUCCGAUUAUGCACUCACCGCCGAUUUGCUCGCCGAGAGAACAUUAGACGGGCUUCUCGCCGAGCAUCCCGGAGAACUUAUUCGUACAGGUUGCCCGCAUGUGGUCUGCACGGUAUUGCCGUCACACUGGAGGUCGAACAAGACUCUUCCGGUAGCCUUCAAGGUAGUAGCUCUCGGCGAGGUCGGAGAUGGUACCCUCGUGACCGUUCGGGCCGGAAACGACGAGAAUUGUUGCGCGGAACUGCGAAAUUCUACUGCUCUAAUGAAAAACCAGGUCGCCAAAUUCAAUGAUCUAAGGUUCGUCGGUCGAAGUGGUCGAGGAAAAAGCUUCACGCUGACGAUCAUGCUGCAGACGUCGCCGCCGCAAGUGGCCACCCUCUCGAAGGCGAUCAAGGUGACCGUGGACGGUCCGAGGGAGCCGCGAUCGAAGACAAGACACCAGGCCUUUCAUCCCUUUCACUUCGGACCUCGUCCAUUCCCCUUCGGACACCCGCAGGACCCGUUGGGAUUCAAACUGUCGGGAUUGCAACACCUGGGUCUGGAGCAAGGAGCGGGCCAGGGAUGGGGCGGGCUACCCCGAGGAUCUCUACCACCGCACUGUCUUCCACCGCCCCCCGGUCAUCACCCGCAUACACAUCCACAGCCGGUUGGUGCGUCGGCCUUCAACCCCUUCCAUCACGCCAUCGAACAGAGAUCCCCGCGGCUACCUGGACCUAACGCCGAAUCUUCGAGGAACGACCUGGGUCCUAUCAGCGUGUCGGUGAGGGAAGUAACGCCGACAACGUCACCCGGGAACCCCGGUCCGGGCUUGUUGACGACGGCUUCAGUGACGGCACCGACGCCACCCGCCGAGUCGACUACCACCACUACGACGCCCAGCCCGUCCGGACAUCACUCACACUUUCAAGGUCUUCAUCUGCUGGGCGCCACGGGAUCCAUCUUCGGAUCGAUAUUCGCGCCAUUGUUACCGCAGUCCUCCUGGCUUUACAACCCCCUAUAUCACACGCAGCAGUACAUCCUGGAGCCGGAAUGGCACGCUUUGGCUUUGAGAAUGGCACAGCAGCGAUUACAGAGGCCGGAUCAGGCCCGGUUGGAGGAACUCAGGAAACUUCGAAACAGCAGCGACAGUCCCGAGAGCAGCACGAAAGACGAGGAACGGAGAGGGGACGAUCAAGGUGUUUUACGUCGAUCCGGGCUGGAUAGUCCUGACGACAGCAUCGAGGUGGACGAUAAGAACGAUCAGGAUCUGAACAGAGACCGCGUUAGAAGCGACGAGUCUAUACCCGAGCAAGAUUCCCCGAGAAUCUCGCCAAUCAGGAGCGACCUGGAGGACGCCGCAUCGACGGACGCCACCUUCCAAGAAGCGUCGAUUCAUCUACGGCAGAGCAUAGAGAACCUGAACGACUCGGAUCUCCCAAUCGAUCAGGAUCAGAUCGCCCGUCGCGGUGACCUCACUGUAAAAAUCCGUCUAGAGGGUACGGUCGAUCUUAGCACGAAGAAGGGUCAGGAUAAGGAGAACGUCGGUCAGGAUCUGACGACGCGAAGGAAGGAGGACGGGAUAGACGUCGAGAGAGAAGCCAUCAGAUCGCGAAGAGAGAGAAGUCCUAAGCCUAGACAGGUGUGGAGACCUUAUUAAGAAUUGUGAAGCCCAGUACGUUCGCGUUCUGCGGGAAUUCUUCCGCGACGAUUUUAACGAAUUCGACGAUCGAGGCGAGAAAUGGAAUUUCUGAUCGAUUGAAAAGAGGAUUACGCAGAUUGAAUUAAGUAUGAUCUAGGCAAAUUUUAUCGUGUGUUUUUUUCCGAAGAAAACGUUCGUUUCGCUGAGAAAUCGGCGAAUAUAUUGAUUAAUCGCGUCUCGAUAAUGCGAGACUGAACCCCUAAAAGCGGAGCUUGCACGAUGUUGUAGAGUAGUUUAGCAAAGCUAAGCGAUAUAUCAUCAUCGUCAAGUUGUCGAGGGAUAAACGGAAACACGCCCGUUUGUUUGGAUGCUCGAACGUCUCCGCGCAAAUGUAAAUGCGGUAAUCGUCUGCUUGGAAAAUUAAUUAUCAAAAAACUUUCGGACGAACUUUUUUCUCAAAAUUACUUAUCUACUCCCGUAUGCCCGUAUGCGGUAUCGUCUAAGAAACUGUCAUGGACUCGAGGACUAACCAGGGUUUACGUUCGCAUAUAGUAUGUACAUAUAUAUACAAUGACGUCCGAUUAUUAUAUAUAUAUAUAAGUUAAUGUUUCAAGUAAACGUUAAGCACACACUACCCUCUCGUCAUUCCGAUUAAGAAUAAUUAAACUUUCUGAAUGUCUCAUCGACUACACGAAUAUGCUGUUGAAGCGACGCGCAUACGUGUGUAUCUUAAUCCUGAAAAACAAAUUUCUUAAGCCGAGAACGUAUGCUUUUCCGUGAUGGUUUAUUUCACUUCCUCGAAAUAUUGUAUCGUCGAUUUUAGGAAAGAAAAAUACUCGUGUGGCAGAUGACAUUUGGGGGGUUUUCCUGGUACAAGCGAAAUUACGAGCAGUCUACGUUGUAAAUAUCACCAUAUUAAAAGAUUUCAAAUCCUGGCCGAGUCACAAUCCUUUAUCAAACCAUUGCCUCUUUUUUAUGAAACGACGUCAUCUUUUUUUUAGGCGCAGAGAUAAUCGGUAUCCAUAGAAGAAUGUCAUUAUAUAAUUAUAGUUUACAUAAUCCAGAAGGUCGUUUCGACGACGCUGUAUGUAUGCGUGACUACUGGCCUUAAUCAAAAUCAUUGUUUAAGUACGUCAUCAAAUAAAGUAAUAUCAUCCGUUCCAUGA